AUGGUCGAAGGCAACGUGUACAAUCGGCGGCUGCGCAGCUGCAGACGCUCGGAUGCGACGUCUUCCGAGGACGAAGAGGAACUGGAAGAUAUUACGACAAGUAGAAGUCAACGCUAUGGGAUUCAUACACCUGAGCCGGUCCAACGCACGCUAAUAUUGCGAUCAGGAGAUGAUCUUGAGGACGAGGAUGAAGACGAUAGCGAGUUGGAAGAGUUGGACGGCUAUGGAGAGAAAGUUUACUGCAAUACGACAUACAAGACGCCUUUGAUGAGUGAGAAAGAUGUAACAAAGUCUAUUGAAGUUGAGGAAGAAAAUGACAGGGACAUGGAAACGCACGAGCAUCGAGUACGACGCUCGGAGCUCAAGAGACGAGCAGCGGGAGUUGCUGCUUGUUUUAAGAGACCUCAUAAUGGUAGUGGAUUGUGGCAUAAGAUUAUGGACUUGAAAGCUGUGAAGAAGUUACUCAAAUACUUGCGAAGAUUGUGGCGUUUCAUACUGCGCAAUUCGUUCAUGGCGGUAAAUGUACUGUGGCUACUUGCACCGUUGUGCUGCUUCGUGAUCGCUAUUACGGUCCCACAGUAUCUGGCAAGCGCGAUUGAGUAUGUUGAUGUCUUGUCUACGAAAGUAAGUGGUGCGCGUGGGCGCACAGAUACAGGUUUUGAGAUGGGGGCGAUGCAAUCCAUGAUGCGAGAGAUCGUGGACUUGAAGGUGUUAGACAUGACCAAGGAGAUUAGAAUGCUGCAGCAAACUGUACGGUAUCAAGAAAAGGAAAUUGGAGCUUUGAAAUCGUUUCAUGAUUUGCUGCGUAAUGCUCAUAACGAAGUACAGCAAAAGUUCAGCCUUGUCGAAUCUGACAGCGCUAUCACAGUCCACGUGCAGAACGUUGUGGCCAAGCAUACAGAAAAAAUGUGGGAGAACUUCCUGGGUAAGACCUCACAACUGCAGCAAGACUUGCGGUCUAUAUCGAAGCAACAAGCUCAGCUCUCAUCUGUAGUAAUGAAGCAGCAAGAGAAGAUGGAUUUUAUGCAAGAUAUGAUGAAGAAGGCUGCAACGGCUCCGACACCAGAUACAGCAAACGAGUUUGCAUGGGGUCGUGAGAUGCGAAAAGAAUUUAGUGGCUGGCGUGAUUCAUUCGAGCGCGAGCUGGAGUCUGAGAUGCAACGUAAGAUGCAGGCUGUGGAGAGCCGCAUGUUGAGGGUGUUACAAGAAGAAAAACAGGCGUUUUCUUCCAGUGCUGAUGCUCUUCGAGGCUUGGAUGCCACUGACCCGGGGAUCCUCCGCGUCAUUGAGGUAGCAGUACAGGCUGUUGAAAUUAAGAAAACGGGACGCGUGGAUCAUGCAGCCCUGGCCAAUGGUGCCUCAGUUAUUCAUUCAGAGCGCGACCUCUUGUAUCAGGAUCGAUUGUCUCUGAUCGAGCUUUUCACCCAGCUUAUUGGAUGGAGCGACCUCAUUGACGAUACCAAAUUUACGUCGCCUUCAUACCGCCGAGCGCCAGCCCCAUUAUUGGGAUUAUUGCUGUCUUUAGGAGAAAUUCCGUGGUGGCUCUCACGCCAUAACGGUCGACCAGAAACUGCAUUGUCGGAAACGAUGGAAAUUGGUAGCUGUUGGGGUUUCGCAGGCUCAUCCGGUCGCCUCUCCGUUAAGUUUGCUUUGCAAAUUAUUGCAGACUCUAUCACAAUCGAUCAUAUUCCAGCUCAAAUCGCUUCUGACUUCAGUUCUGCGCCAAACGAGUUUCGUAUCCUAGGCAUAUCGGGCCAUCCACUUCGAGAAACUGUGGAUUUUAUUCCCUUUGGGAACUUUUCGUAUGCUAGCAACGGCCCGGCUAGUCAGACGUUCAAGCUCACGCCCCUGCAGAGUCAACAUUCAGCUAUCGAUGGUAUUACCCUGGAGGUGCUUUCCAACCAUGGUCAUCCCGAGUAUACGUGCCUGUAUCGGUUCAGAGUGCAUGGGCAGCCUGUGUGA
Messenger RNA from Peronospora farinosa, 1962 nucleotides. NCBI's taxonomy places the organism in Eukaryota, Oomycota, Peronosporomycetes, Peronosporales, Peronosporaceae. The record is from the annotation of a GenBank genome assembly.